Molecule: messenger RNA, 1308 nt
Organism: Sphaeroforma arctica JP610
Lineage: Eukaryota; Ichthyosporea; Ichthyophonida
Exons: 5
Coding region: 1-1308 (435 amino acids)
Source: RefSeq, a predicted model, not a curated record
AUGUUUCUAAAGGAGCAUAUUAUCAACAUUGAAAAGGACUCCAAGGUAGGCGGUGACGAAGUGUUUGUUCGCAAAAGCAUAAAGUAUGUGGUCCCAAAUGAGCUAGUUGAUCAGGUAGUGGCUGGAUUGAGCGAGCGUCUGCCAAUUUCGCCUUUUAGGCUGGCACCGGACUGUCAUGUUAUGUCGCAGGUCAAUAGCAGUACGUAUUUUGACGAUGAGAGUCUCACACAUCUCAAGGAAAGGAUCGUGAAAAACGAAAGUGCCGAACUCUACAGGAUCCGAUGGUACGGGGAGGACUUGUGUGCGGUACGUGACGUCUUCGUUGAGCGAAAAAGGCAUCAUUGCUUCAAGGAAGUAGGGAUUUACUCGAACAAGAAACGAAUGACUUUGCCGAAAGAACAAACCACCCGAUAUCUGCUCGGCGCCGAUGUAGACGAACUGCUUGUUGAUAAAGCAAAGCUGGCAAGUGACAUGCAAGAGCAUUUACUCUAUUUACGACCUCGUAUCCGCACUCAGUAUGCAAGAACCUCAUUUAUGGACCACACUGAGGGUAGUGAUCUGCGCGUUACUCUCGAUCAGAAUAUCGUGCUGGCGCUUGAACCUCGAGAAGGUUGGCGUGCUAUACUGGCAAGUAACGGCGCUCUGUUGGGACCACAAGUCACUAUGCCAUUUAGUAUCAUCGAGGUGAAGGUCGCUAUGGUUCCUGGUGGGACUCCCGAAUGUCCCAAGUGGAUCGCUAAAGUUCUCGAGUCGGCGAUGGCACAAAAUAUUAAAAUAUCAAAGUAUGGAUAUGGCUGCAAACUGCUCAUCCCCGAACACGCGUCGCCCACUCCGAAGUACUGGCCUGAGCUGGAGGCUUUUAUCAAUUCGUCUUGUGGUAUGCCAAGGCAACCAAAUGCAAACGCAGAACAAAACGUACGGAAGGUAAAUGCAAACUCGGUGGAAUUGAGUCAAGACUUCAGCAUAGACAUGGCAUCCAGCGAUUUCCCCACCAGGAGCCUGAACCCGUUCACCCGCGCUCGGGCCCACGGGUUCAACAGGGUAAAGUACGGGAAAACGGAAACAAAGGCGUUCAUGGCGAAUGAACGAACGCACAUGAAAUUUGUUACUUGGACCACAACACUGGCCACAUUCGCUGUGGGCUUUGCAGAGAUAGGACUCCGCAGCUCUCACGAUAUGCUGGCGGUCUCAAUGUGGUGUCUUAUAUUUACAGAUCUGGUCUCCAUAUAUUCGGUGAGUACGGAUAACUUGUAUUACAGUAAUAUUUCAUCAGCGAAGGUUGUACCUCAGGUCGAACAUGGAGUCUAA